GUUUGAUAUAAAAAUAUGUCAAUGUUUCAACUUGUUGAAAUGUUGAACCAGCAAGAAGUGACCAAUGACUAAAGUUAGACAGACAGCAGUUAUCUGAUAUAAUCAGUUAUAAUAAUGUAUCUACUCUGUGGACAGCAGUCAGCACUACUCUUCGGGUACUGCAAGGGUACCUACUGUGACCUCAGAGCAAUAAGACUGUGACUGUAAAAAUAAAUAUUACUUGCUCACGCUCAGUGGUAAAUAAUAAGUCGUGUCUGCUUAGCGUGUCUGUGUAAUUUCGUAGUGUCUCAUUUUUGUGAUGCGGUAUCAAAUUAUAUAUAAUAAAUGUAAAUUAUUCAUCAAAUUAUAAGGAGAUAAAAGCUUUAUCAAAACGAAGCUUAAUUUGGAUAUCAAAAGAAGACAUAAAUAUGAAUUUAGUGAAGCAAACGCAGUUCUUUGCACCGCUCUAUACUAUUGGAAUAAACGCAAGACCCCAUCUAACGAAAAAGUCGGUAGCAUUCCAAUACAAAAGAUUUUUCAGUGAUAAUGUAGAAGGUCAAAGUAAAAGCAAUAAGGAACCCCCUCUAAUGGAUCUUCAUGGUCGACGACAUGAUUACCUAAGGAUUUCACUGACAGAAAGAUGCAACCUCCGCUGUCAGUACUGCAUGCCGGCGGAGGGCGUGCCGCUGAGCGCGCGCUCGGCGCUGCUGACCCGCGCGGAGCUGGCGCGCCUCGUGCGCGUGUUCGCGGCGCUCGGCGUCACCAAGCUGCGCCUCACGGGCGGCGAGCCCACCGUGCGGCAGGACCUCGUCGACAUCAUACAGGAGCUGGCGGGCGUGGAGGGCAUCGCGACGGUGGCGAUGACGUCGAACGGCGUGGCGCUGACGCGGCGCCUGCCCGCGCUGCAGCGCGCCGGCCUGGCCGCGCUCAACGUGUCGCUCGACUCGCUGCGCGCCGAGCGCUACGAGCGCAUGGCGCGCCGCCCGGGCCUGCAAAAAGUAUUAGCAUGCAUCGAUCUAGCGCUUCAACUGGGAUUCAGUCCCGUUAAAGUGAACACAGUCUUAAUGAAAGGUUUCAAUGAUGAUGAGGUGUGUGACUUCGUGGAGUUUACCAAAGACCGAAAUGUGGAAGUCAGGUUCAUCGAGUUCAUGCCGUUCACGGGCAACCGGUGGGACGACUCGCGCAUGGUGGCGGGCGCGGCGGCGCUGGCGGCGGCCCGCGCGGCGCUGCCCGCGCUGCGCCCCGCGCCGCCCGCGCCCUGCCGCACGGCCACGGUGUGGAAGGCCGACGGGUACGCGGGUAGCGUGGGGUUUAUCUCGUCCAUGACGCAGCCCUUCUGCUCCUCCUGCAACCGCCUGCGCCUCACCGCUGACGGAAACCUUAAAGUGUGCCUGUUCGGCGGCGCGGAGGUGUCGCUGCGGGACGCGGUGCGCGCGGGCGCGGGGGACGGCGACCUCGCCGCGCUCGUGCGGGCCGCGCUGCGCCGCAAGCUGCCCCAGCACGCCGGUGCGGUGCGGGGCGGGGCGUGGGGCGCGCGGGGCGCGGGGCGGGCGCUCCGAGCGGCGCGCGGCUACUGCACGCUGUCGCACCUGGACGAGCGCGGGCGCGCGCGCAUGGUGGACGUGGGCGCCAAGCCCGUGCGCGCGCGCGCCGCCGAGGCCGAGUGCUUCCUGCAGGUGAGCGCGCGCCUGCUGCGCCUGCUGCGCGACGCCGCCGUGCCCAAGGGCGACGCGCUCAGCGUGGCGCAGGUGGCCGGCACGCUGGCCGCCAAGCGCACGGCCGACCUCAUCCCCAUGUGCCACCCGCUGCCGCUGGAGCUGGCGCGCGUGCGCGUGGAGCUGCCGCGCGAGGCGGGCGCGGCGAGCGAGGCGGGCGGGCGGGUGCGCCUCACGUGCGAGGCGCGCGCCACGGCCCGCACGGGCGUCGAGAUGGAGGCGCUCACGGGCUGCGCGGUGGCCGCGCUCGCGCUCUACGACAUGUGCAAGUCGGUGGACAAGCACAUGACGAUCACCGGCCUGCGCGUGCUGCGCAAGAGCGGCGGCGUCGGCGGCGACUGGGCCGUGUCCACCGCGCCCCGACCGCACGACCAGCAGGCGCCGCACACAGCGCACGACCAGCACAUGCCGCACGAGACGAGCGAACAAACGCCCGCCAAGGCCAAGACCGAAACCUACGCGCCUACCAAUUUCAUGCAUCUCUAGGCUUAAGUUUAAAAUCUGCUAUUGUAAACAUUGUUUUUACAUAUUAUUAUGUAAUGUUAGUAGUAUUUCCAUAAAAAAAUUCAUGUGUAGAAUUAUAUAAAUUUUACACAAUAUAUAUAAUAUAUAUUAUAUAGGUGUAAGUGUUACAUUUGUGUAUAUCAUAGAUAAAUAAUUAUGUUGCUAUGUUUAAAAAACUAAAAAUCCAAUUGUUUUUAGUUUUCUAAGCGACUCAAAUUUUUUAAUACUUAAUUAUAUUGGGAAACUUUUUGAAAUUGGUUGUAUUAAUGUCAAAAUGGUAGGAAAAGAUAUUUAAAAGAUCUCGAAAAUUAACUAAUUUUUCAACCGACUUCAAAAAGGUUCUCAGUUCAACUGUAUUUUUUUUGGAAUUAUUACCUCUUUGAAUGUGUGAACUGUGAAUGCUUUUUUAUCAAAGAAUGAUGAAAUAAAUUUUGAAUGUAUUCACUAUGAAUAUUAUAUGAGAAAGAGAUAUUAUACAUCUAUAUUUAGAAUUAGAAUUGUAUAAGUUACAAAAAUAGUAAUAAGGAUGUUUAAAGAAAAACAAAUAUUUUUGUUAAAAACUGUUUUAAUACCUUAAGUAAAUAUUACAGGGUUGCAAUUAUAUUAAAUUUUUAUAAAGUGUAUUCACUUUUUAAAUUGUUAUACAUAUUAUAUAUUUUUAAUGGUUGUGAUUAAAAAAUGAUAUAUUGUAGGAAUUAAAACGAUGUAAAACCAUUCCUUCUUUAAUAAACUGCUUUUGUUUGUAAA
Colias croceus (clouded yellow) is the source of this 2945-nucleotide messenger RNA. RefSeq names its product molybdenum cofactor biosynthesis protein 1 (gene Mocs1). Gene Ontology annotation, molecular function: cyclic pyranopterin monophosphate synthase activity; 4 iron, 4 sulfur cluster binding; GTP 3',8'-cyclase activity. Gene Ontology annotation, biological process: Mo-molybdopterin cofactor biosynthetic process. The transcript is spliced from 11 exons. Bases 408 to 2180 code for a protein of 590 amino acids. NCBI's taxonomy places the organism in Eukaryota, Metazoa, Arthropoda, Insecta, Lepidoptera, Pieridae. The record is from RefSeq and is a predicted model, not a curated record.